This is a messenger RNA of Peniophora sp. CBMAI 1063, 918 nucleotides long. NCBI's taxonomy places the organism in Eukaryota, Fungi, Basidiomycota, Agaricomycetes, Russulales, Peniophoraceae. The record is from the annotation of a GenBank genome assembly.
AUGUCUCCCCCAAUCAUCAUCGCAUCAGCGUGGAGCAGCUACGACGCCGACGUGUUCGCCAUCAAGAGACUCGUUCGCUACGAAGGAAGGGUACUCCACGGCUUUCGUGCCGUCCUACUCUUCCGGACCGGUCUUGACGUUUCCGGCCCCAAUCAGUCUGGUCCCAACAAGCCCCUCUGCCUCGUCCGUUGGCAAGGCAUGGAGCCCUAUCGCGGCGAGCUUCUGUGGGCCAGCCGAGAGCAAGAUGCGACCAGAACCUUCAUCGUUAUGCGGCGCGACGUGAGGUGUCAGGGAGGGCGCCCAUCAAUCCACCCGACGCCUCAAGUCAAUAUUACCAUCUUGAACCUCGCACCACGGCCGGCCGCACACAGGGCGAUUGAGGGCGCCGCCCCGGAGCAGCCAAUAGUGGUACCAUCUUCUCAGCCUACUGAACCGCUCGACGCUCAGGUGGCACCUGCGAGUGUGAUUGGUGAGCGACAAAGCUCACCGGCACCUCCCGUCCAAGUUAAGGGGGAGGAUCAGCCCGUCGACGUCACAACCACCGAGACACGCGAGGUCGUCGACUUGACGUGGAUCGACGACGAUGAGGAGGAUAUCAAGCCGACAAUGUCCGAACUUGAACGGGAGUGCGGAGUGUCGACUCCCUCCCGGCGUAUGCGGCCGGCUUCAGGAGUACGAAUGAAGCUCGCGACGUGUCCCAGCAAAGCUGAAAUACGCGCGAUGGCACGCUAUGUCGCGAACAAGCCUCCCGGCACUGAUAUGGAGGCGCCAGAGCAGUGGAUGGACUUCGAUCCACGGAGGGGAAUCUUCGCAUGGACUAGGAUUCAUGUUAGGCGAAAAGACGAGAUUGAGCGCCUCGUCCUCGACAUAAGGCGAAGGAACGGACAUAACACCGAGAUGGUAAUAAAACAGGAGUAG